GCCUGGGCCUCGGCAGCUUCCUCUCUUGGGUGCUGCUUCCGCUGCUGAGCCGCCCGGCCCGGGGCUCCCCACACCCUGAGGCUGGGCUUUCAGGGCUUCGUUCCCAGGCCACAGACGCUCUCUGGACUGAUUUCUCGUUUGGAUCCAGCCCAAGCGAAGAUUUCGGCAGCCAGAGGUUGAUGCUGUAGAGGCAACUAUGGGAUGGAUUUGAGGAAGAGACACCUCCCCCGGGCCGCUCGGUGAAUGGCAGCCAUCAAAGGGGCUGUGGGCUGAGGAUUUCCUCAUCGGCCCGCCCAGCCCAGAUGUGGGCCAGGUGGUCCCAGCGGCAAGGGCUGGGGCUUGUGUGUUAGAGCCCGGAAGCCCCCGGGCUGCUCCAACCAUCCCCAUGUCUCUCGCCAUGAAAGCCCGGCAGAAGGUGAAACGGAAAGGAGCAGCCAAGGACCGGGUCUUUGGGUGUGACCUGCUGGAGCACCUCCAACAUUCUGGCCAGGAAGUCCCCCAGGUGCUGAGAAGCUGCACGGAGUUCGUCGAGCAGCACGGCAUCGUGGAUGGGAUCUACAGGCUCUCCGGGGUCUCCUCAAACAUCCAGAAGCUGAGGCAGGAGUUUGACAGCGACCGCUGCCCGGAUCUCAACAAAGAUGUGUACCUGCAGGACAUCCACUGCGUCAGCUCCCUCUGCAAAGCCUACUUCCGGGAGCUCCCCAACCCCCUGCUCACCUACCAGCUCUACGACAAGUUUGCUGAUGCUGUGGCCAUCCAGAUGGAGGAGGGACGGCUGGUGAAAAUCAAAGAGGUGCUGAAGGAGCUUCCAUCCCCACACUACAGGACCCUGGAGUUUCUGAUGAGACAUCUGGUUCACAUGGCUUCCUACAGCUCCCAGACCAACAUGCACGCCAGGAACCUGGCCAUCGUCUGGGCGCCCAACCUGCUCAGAUCUAAGGACAUCGAGGCCUCUGGGUUCAAUGGCACGGCUGCCUUCAUGGAGGUGCGGGUGCAGUCCAUCGUCGUGGAGUUCAUCCUCAACCACGUGGAGCAGCUCUUCAGAGACGCCCCUCUCUGUGGAAGUGACCGCGAGAACCUCCGGAAAUCUCUCCUCCUGUCCGGCUUGGGGUUGCCAGGAGUCCACCCCGACAGCCAGACCAUGUCCUACAACUUGCCCGCCAUGUUGAACCAGGGAGACGGCCCACCACAGAUCCGCCCCUACCACACCAUCAUCGAGCUCAACGACCACAAAAGAAAAGGCUCCUUGAAGGUAAAGAAAUGGAGGUCGAUCUUCAACCUGGGCAGAUCCAGCAAUGACUCCAAACGCAAGCUGGCCAAGGCAGAGGAGAAAGACGACAAAUCCACUAAAAUGAGCUUGCGGCCGGCCAAAAGCAUGGACUCCCUCAGCUCUGUGCCGGACACUAACGAUGACAAUGCCAGGCUGGGCAGGAAGAGAUCACAGAAACAGGCCCCCCAGCGCCGUGAGAGUUUCGACAGCCCUUCCUCCCGGGAGGAGAGCUUUCUGGAGUCGGACGAGUACCCUGAUGGGAAAUUCCAGGGCGAGGAGGGGCAGCAAACAUUCGAGUCUGAGAGCGAAGCCAGCGCCAAAUCAGAGCCCACGACCCCCAAGGCCGGCCGGGCCUCGCUGGUGGGGGGUGCCCCUCAGGGCCGCUCGCCCAUGACUGCGCGGAACCGGGCAGAGAAGUGUGCUGGGGUCCAUAUCUCCGUCCCCUUCUCGGUCACUGUCCCCUUCCACAUCACCUCCAACAUCUCCCUGUCCCGCCUGACCCGGGGGCUGGAGUGCCCGGCCCUGAGCUAUAGCCCCUUAGACAAGGAGGCUCUGGAGAGAUCGUCCAAGGAGCUAGAAGUAGAGGAGGGGCUGGGGGCUAAGACCCCCCUCCCCGAGGAAGAUCACGUGGCAGAUACAAAGCCGGUGAGUGCUCUGGACUCAGAGGAGAACAGGCUGUCCAUGGAGGUGCAGGACUCCUUCUCAUUUCUCGACAACCAGGAUACCUGGCAGGACUGUGGCACAGAAGGCGACCAGCCAGAGAAGAGCUUGCUGGAAGAGACCACCUCCGAUUUUGCUGGGGACAUGCUGGAGGGCUUCCAAGGAAUGGAUGACGACAUGGAGAGCAGGUUCAUGAAUCUGGAGUUCUCGGUGGAGCCGCCCCCGGAGUACCUCUCCAUCGAGGAGUGCAUGAACGAGGAGCAGUACUACAUGGCCACCAGCUGCUCCGACACCGAGGAGCUCUCCAAGGAGACAGACUCCGAGGAGGUAUUCCUGAGUGCCUAUGAUGACCUGAGCCCCUUAGCUCCUGACCUAGAGAAGUUGCGACAGCUCGGUGCGGAGCAUGGGUGGGAUGUGCCUCUCCCAGAGGGGGCGCUGGGUGGCGAAAUGGCUCAAGAGAUGCUGAGCAACCAGCCCCCAGGACCUGUUGAGGAAGGGCCAUUAGCUAGCGACACCAACGGCUCCUCUUUGACCAAAGAAGGCAGCAGCACCAAGGUGCCUCUGCCAGACGGCCCUCGUGCUCCAGAACUAGCCACACCACAUGGGAGCAAGGCAGCCGCCGAAGAGCCCCACAGCGCCCUUCGCCAGCCAGAGGGGCUUGAAGGGGACGGGGCUGAGGGAGGGGCUGUGGAGCCCAGCCCAGCCAUCCAGCGAGAAGAAGACAUAAAGAUCACAGGGGGCGAUGGUCUGGAAGCAGGCCCUGGCCCACCCAGAACUAAGCCCACCACUGAUGUAGUGCCAGUGCAGGAGCACCAGGGCACAUGGGCUCCGGAGAGUGAAGGCCACGGAGCCCAAGCCAGCCAUGCCGGAGAUGAGCAAGUGCAGGCCCCGAGGUUAAGGGAGGCAGAGCUGGCUCUGUGUGCUCAGAGCCAUGAGGCCAACAGACGUGCCCCAGAGGAAGUGAGAGCGCAGGAGAGUCAAGGGGGCUCGGUUCCUCCCAUGCUAGAGACCAAACAGCCAGAGAGUAGAAAGGACCCACCUCAGCCUCUUGAAAUGAAGACCGCACCUACCCUCUCACUGGGAUCAGGGCUCGAGCCCCCUGUUGUCCCCAUAUGUGAGAGUGGCCCCAUGUCCACUGCCCCCUUUCUAGAGACAGACCUCGAGACCACCGCUGUCCCCCUGGAUCAGAGUGGUCCCCAGGCCUCCAUCUCCUUGCUAGGGACAGGCCAUGAAGCCCCCACCGCCCCUGGAUAUGAGAGCGGCCCCGAGGCUGCUUCUUUGCUUGAGACUAGCUCGGAUCUUGCAUCCUGGUCUGAUGCUUCCCUGUCGCUGGGGAGUGGCCCCACAAGCCUUCCCCUGGAAUCUGGGCCACUGAAGCCCGUACACCUUCCCGUUCUCCCCGAGCCUGACACGCUGGCUGGGGUGCGCCCCAACGGCAGUGCCCCCAUGAGAGUCACUUCCAGCACUGUUCGAGUCCAGCAGGUGAAAUCCGUCCCCAUAGUGCCCCCCAAGCCCCAGUUUGCCAGGAUGCCUCCUACCGUGAAGAUGAAGAUGCACCUGGGUGAAGCAUCCACGUGGCCCAAGCUCUCUGCUUCAGAGAAGAGCUCUGGCAGUGGGGAGACCAGCCUGGGGAAGGGGGCCUCUCUCCAGAGGCAGUCGCACCCUGUCAGCCUGGGUGUGUCCUGCCAAGUCGCAGAGGUCACAGAGUCGAACGAGGAGUGUUCCCCGCCCGGCCCUGUGGAGAAGUGUCCCAGCAGCACAAAGAGCCAUGAGCUCCCCGAGACUUCCCUCCAGAAGCAGAGGCAAGCCAGCUGGCGUAACGGCGGCAGCAUGUCUUUCGACACGGCAGUGGCCCUGGCCAAGGAGAGGCACUUGGCCCAGGCCCCGGUUCGGAGGAUGCAGACCUAUUGCGUGGGGGAUGGUCGGGAGAUGCACGGCAUUCCCAAGGUGGAGAAGCCCCUGCCGUUCCCCAGGCCUGCCCUAAAGCCUGUGGGCCAGCGCUCCCUGAGGCCGCUGAGCUGCACUGUUGCGCUAUUAUCUCCAGACGCCCCGGCUAUGGCCAUGCACCCACCCCUGCCUGACACGGCCUGCGAACCACGCCUGGUGCCUGGCCAGGAGCCGCUGCCCUUCGCCCAGGAGCCCACAGCAAGGAGCAGGCUGAGCAUGCCUAGGCUUGGCCAGCGACCGUCAGACGUGGAAGAGGCAGUGGGGCCUCUCCCGCAGCUGCGGCGGUCGCUGGCUUUUGAAAUCAGGGACUGUGGAGGGUCGGAGUUGUGAGGGAGCGGCGGGGACAGUUCCAUGCUCAUUGACUGGUGGGCUGCCAAAUCUCAACCAACAUGGGUUACUGCCUUAACGCACCAUCCUGCACCCGCUGUUCCGAGUCCAGUCCUGCUACGGGUGGCUGGCACCGGACGACUGGGGCUGGGAGGGUUGGGUUGUGCAGCAGGAAGAAACAUCGUAUGGUUCGGGGAGAGGGUCUGCUUUCCAGGAGCAGCCUCUCCGAACUGCCAUGGGCCACAUGAGUCCCAGCCUCAGCCAGAGCUAACGCUGUUCAGACACGAUCGUUGAGCCAGCCAUUCCCUCCGCGUCUCCUCCAGAAUAGUGAUGUUCAUCUUCCGUGCAGACGAGAACAAUGUCUGCUCCAGCCAGCUAGAUCCACUUCCACCAGGGCUGAACCUGGCCCAGCUUGGCAUUGGGUGGGUGGGGAAAGCCAUGGGGCUGGUGCUCCUGUGAAUAAUUCGAGGCUGGAUUCUCCAACGUGCUGAGAACUCACAAAACCCACUGGGAGCGGCAGAGGGCCAGCACCUUUGAGUGAGGUCACCAGUUCCUAUCUCCAUCCCCGGCUGAGGGAACGCCAGCCCUGGAGACCAGGGGGUCAUGAUUUUUAAAACAAGAGCAGCGGAGGGUCUCUCCAGAGACUGCCCUGGGCUGAAAAACCACAGCAAUCUUGCUCCCAGCUCCCCCACCCCUUUGCAGUCAUCUCCUCUUUUGCUUUUAGGAAAUAAACAGGUCAAGAAAGUUUCCUCUCUCUUGAAUUCAGCCCCAGGACUUUCCCCUGCCUCCUGUUAGUCUGCAGCCCUUAGCCACAGGGACCGGCCUGCUAGGUCACAGAACCUUUCAUUGCUAAACUUGCAGCCCACCCGGGUGGGUUGUAACUUAACAGCAGCUGCUGAUGGUUGUUCCUGAAACAAUGUAGGACAAUCAGCUGUUUAUAGCCAGCUUCUUGUAAUUUCAGAGAAACCGCUGGCACUGCUUAUUUGUGGUCGCCAGGCUCAACAGAGAGGCCAAAGAAUGAACCAGCCAUCGGUGGCUGGGCUCCUUUCUGAUGCUCCUCCAGGGCACGGUUAGCACAUACAUAGGAGAUCUUGCACCUCUGCAGCCCAGCCUGUCCCUUUUCUCUGGGCAGAUAGCAGGUGUCUGUGCAGGGACACUGCCUAAAUCCCUAGAAAAUCUACUGUAGGAAGUGAGCCUGAAUCAGCUGGUUGCUGGGCUAGGUGGGACAUAGAGUCCAUGGCCACCUCUAACGUCCAUCCUUCUGCUGCCUGUCAUUUAUGAAUGUGGCAGCUGAGUCCUUGGGUUUCCACUCACUUUUCUCUCCAUGUUGCUCCAUUAGUAAUCUUAUUUCAUUGGUCUCUUUGGGUUCUCCAGUCUCUUGUUAAUCUGAGAUGGCAGCUGGGUUGGGUAUGACAACGACUUGUAGCUACCGUACCCUAUCACGGGAUAAUAAAAAUAGUUUGGAAAAAAUCUGCGCAGUUGUGGUGAUGGCUUUUAAAACGAGAUCCUCUGGCCCUGUGCUGCUGAGUCCUCCUGAAUGGGCAAUCCAGAGACGCCACGCCAGAGCAGGGCACCGCGAGUGCUUGGGUUGAACUGGGCCGAACGGGGUCAUGUCAUGCCUUGCCGAUACAGUGCAGAAAGGGCUCAUGUCACUUUAAAGGGUGUGGAAAUGAAAUGAGUUCAAAAGGCGAGGCCAGUGGCACUGCCAGCUAGGCCUUCUGUGGACAAAGAGCUGGGUUCAAAUCCUGUCUGAUUUGAAAAUGUGUGUGCAUUGAGGUAGGGGGGUGCACUCCCCACGUCCAACCUAGUAAGAGCUGGGGCCUUCAUCCCCAUUGGCUUGCCUCACCAAAACCACUCAGGCCCUGAUCCUGCAAGGAGCUCCACAUGCCCAGCUCCCUGUGCUGAGCCUGUUGAUUCAAUGGGACUCUGCAUGGGCACAGGGGCCUGCCCACCUGGAGCCAUUGCAGGAUCAGGGCCAAUGCUUGGUCUCAUUGGGCUGAAGCGCUCAUGGGAUAGCCAGACUGGAGUAGCAAGGAAUGGCACAGGCCAGGCAGUAGGUGUUUCUGCUGAGCUGGUUGGACAGGAGCUAGGCUCACUGAAGGUUCCACAGCAGCAGAACUACGUGAAGCCCCGGACUGGAAUAGGUGAGGACAGUGGGGCAGGAGUGAGGUUUUAAAAAUAACGGGCCUGAUUCUCAUUUCCUUCUGCCUGAUUCUCAUUUCCUGUUCCCCCUCCUCUGGCAGUGCCCAGGAGUCUUAAGGCGAAGGGGAAAGAUGAUUAGAGUUAGACAAAAAAAUUUAAAAGAAGCCCUGUCCAAGGCUCUAGUCAUCCCUGCUAUAAUUGAGAAAAUUGAGGGAUAGCUCAGUGGUUUGAGCAUUAGCCUGCUAAACUAAGGGUUGUGACUUCAAUCCGUGAGGGGGCCAUUUAGGGAUCUGGGGCAAAAAUCUGUCUGGGGAUUGGUCCUGCUUUGAGCAGGGGAUUGGACUAGCUGACCUCCUGAGGUCCCUUCCAACCUGAUAUUCUAUGAGAUCACCCCGCCGCCCUUGCCUGAUGUCUCACCCACCCCCCCCCCCCCCCCCGUGUAGCAGCUGGUGUAAACAGAUGUGUCCUGCAGUAGGCCCUGAAGGCCAAUAGACCUGGGCUAUUUCAGGCCAGUGGCGAAGGCUGGGAUCGCAGCUGCAGCAGGAUGGUCUCUCUGGCAGCAAAGUCCCAGCCCCGCUGAGGCUUUAUCGACCAAACUCAGCAGGCUCAGAUUCAGUCUAGACGCCAAUCAGCGCAGAUCACAUUGCACCAGUGACUUGCUGCUUAGGGAGCCAGGUGCCGCAUUCUGCACUUGCUUGACUCUCCAGAUGGGCCCCAGGCAUGGCCCCGUGGAGAUCACAUUGCAGCAACGCAGGCUCAUGCUGGCCAAACCACGGAUUAUGCUCGUGGCCCCCACACCUGGAAGAAACGGCUGCAAUCUCCUGGCCAGGUGCAGAGAGGAAAAACACUCCUGGGUCUUGCUGCUAUCAGAUCAUCCCGCUGCGGCUGAAGAUCCACUACGACCCCCAGAUUGCGAACAUCAGGUCCCAGGCGUUGGGCACAUGCCCCCAGUCAGAGUGGGAGAUACUAGCCUUGCUUUCCCAUCUAGUUGCUUUCCCUGUCCUACCUGCAUCACCUCAGUCUGAUCUGGAUUGAGCUUCAGCCAGCUCGCCCUCAUCUCUCUGAUUCCCUGGGCUAGACAGCUAAUAGCACUGGCUGAAUCAAAUACUGAGCAUCCUGAAGGCACUGCAGCCCAUGCCUCCUUCCUAGCCCUUCCCAUGGCCCCACAUUCCUACUGAACAGGAGGGCAGACAAAAUGCACCUCUGCAGAACCUCCCAUGAGGUGAAGAGAAUUCAGCCCAGAAACAGGAACAGAGCCACCGACGAGCAGCAUUGUCUAUCCCUGCUGCAGUGUAACAUACACCUGCUUUAAGGGCCUGCCACAGUGGAGUAAAAGGGCAUUGGUAUAAAUGAGAAUCAGACCCUACCUCGGUACUUGGGUCUGGAUUUUAGGAGGGGUCCUUACUGGAGCAGGACGAAUAUGAGGGGGAGAUAAUAAAUUUGCUGAAAAGUGCAUUUUUUCAGGGCACCAAACCUAUGAAUGAAUUCAGGGCAAACUGGGCAAAGAGGUUUGACAAAAGGAAAACAAAAAUCAAAGAAGCGGAAACCGUUCCUAUGGAAAGGCACCAUUUCAACUUUUUGUUUCAAGGGAGGGUUUCAUUUAGCUGAUUUAUUUCCUAAAACGAAAACAACAAAAAGGGUGAAAACUAUCUGAAACGACCUGACACACCAAAUACCGACAACAGUUAUUUCAGGUCAAAUCAAACAAACCAACAAUUUAUUUUGCUUUGGUGAGAAAAAAUAAAAAUCUUCAGUUUUGGUUCAA
Molecule: messenger RNA, 8111 nt
Organism: Gopherus flavomarginatus (Mexican gopher tortoise)
Lineage: Eukaryota; Metazoa; Chordata; Testudines; Testudinidae
Gene: ARHGAP30
Product: Rho GTPase activating protein 30
Exons: 12
Coding region: 386-4207 (1273 amino acids)
Biological process (GO): small GTPase-mediated signal transduction
Molecular function (GO): GTPase activator activity
Source: RefSeq, a predicted model, not a curated record